AUUACAUCAUAUUUUAAUUAAAGUGAUACACGUACGGACGCAGACAGUAAAUUUACAAUGAAUAUUAAAUUAUUAAUAAGUUUAUUCUCGUUUGUAUUAACAUGUGAUUGUUAUAAAAUUUUGAUUGUAUUUACGACUCCUAUGAAAAGUCAUAAUAUACUUGGAGAGGCUGCAGCGGAGUUAUUGUUGAAUGCUGGCCACGAGGUCACAUACGUGACGCCCUUCCCAAAAGAAUCUGUUCCCGAUAAGAUGCGCCAGGUAGAUGUAACUUACAUCGGUAAAAUAGGUUUGUUUGAUUUAAAGGGGUAUCUUAAAAAUGACACUGUUAAACCAAUGUCUCUACGUAAAAUAUCAUACUUCAUGCAUGACGUGAACGUAAAAGCCAUACAGAAUGAGAAUCUACAGCAACUUUUAAACGACCCUAGUCAACGAUUUGACGCAGUCAUCGUCGAUUGGUUGUUCAGUGAAAUUUUCGUAGGGCUAGCAUCAUUGUAUGAUUGUCCAUUGAUUUGGAUGUCGACUAUGGAUCCGCACUGGCAAAUCUUGAGACUGGUAGACGAGAUGCCCAAUCCUGUAUUUCUGGGCCGUUGUUUCCUUGAUAGAAUUGUGCCAUUUCGUUUUUGGGAACGGACCCAAGAGUUACUUUAUCAGAUCUCAUCGUUGUUCUUUAAGGAUAUAGAGUUCUUUAGUGAAGAGGAUGCUGCGUUUAAAAGAUUGCUCGGUCCCGUAUUCGCUAGAAAGAAGAAACCCCUACCUUCAUUUAAUGCAGUGAGAUACAAUGCUUCGUUAGUGCUGAGUAAUUCACACCAUUCAAUAGGUUACCCUGUAAAACUGCCGCCCAAUUUUAUAUCAAUCGGAGGUUUUUUUAUCGAUGACAAGAAACAGCGUCUGUCUUUGGAUUUACAAACAAUAAUGGACAAUGCCAAGCACGGUGUCAUAUUAUUUAGCUUAGGGAGCAAUUUGAAAAGUAAGGAUAUGCCGGAACAUCUCGUUCGAAGCCUUUUAAAUGUAUUCAGCGAACUGAAACAAAUAGUUAUCUGGAAGGUCGAAGAACAAAUAGCUGAUCUACCUCAAAAUGUUCAUGUUUUGAAAUGGUUGCCGCAGCAGAGUAUUUUAGCUCAUUCAAACUGUAUUCUCUUCAUUACCCACGGAGGAUUGUUGUCGAUUACCGAAGCAUAUCAUCACGGGGUACCUUUAAUAGGAAUUCCGGUGUUCGCUGAUCAAUUUAAGAACGUUAAUCUGGUUUCAAAGAAGGGCUUCGCGAAGAAAGUUGAUCUCACCUACAAUUUGCCGGGUGACUUAAAACAUGCAAUCAAUGAAAUUUUACAUAACAAACGGUAUCUUGAACAAGCCAAGCUGUGGUCAGAAAUAUUCCACCAUAGAUCAGUAAAUCCUAGAAAAGAACUGGUACACUGGGUCGAACAUGUUAUUCACACUCGUGGAGCCACUUAUCUACGAUCUCCGGCAUUGGACGUGCCUUUAUACCAAAAGAUGUAUUUGGACCUUUUGGGCCUAGUUAUGCUAGUUUUGAUGGCAUUAACAUUCUUAAUUAAGAAUGUGAUAAAAUUAUUUAUGGUUCGGGGUAUAGUACACGAGAAGAUGGAAUGAAAGAUUUAGUAAUAUUUUCUAAAUUCUAAA
Bombyx mori (domestic silkworm) is the source of this 1638-nucleotide messenger RNA. RefSeq names its product UDP-glucosyltransferase. Gene Ontology annotation, molecular function: UDP-glycosyltransferase activity. NCBI's taxonomy places the organism in Eukaryota, Metazoa, Arthropoda, Insecta, Lepidoptera, Bombycidae. The transcript has 8 exons. The coding region runs from base 58 to 1608 and encodes 516 amino acids. The record is from RefSeq and is marked provisional.